This is a messenger RNA of Priapulus caudatus, 1388 nucleotides long. RefSeq names its product neuroglian-like. The record is from RefSeq and is a predicted model, not a curated record. Lineage: Eukaryota; Metazoa; Priapulida; Priapulimorpha; Priapulimorphida; Priapulidae. Gene Ontology annotation, molecular function: protein binding.
GCAAGCAGCAGUUCCGCGAGCCGGACCUCCUCGACCCGUUUGCAACGUCUGUUCAGUUGUCUGCGCUUGAGGCCGAGUCGAAGUACCGGAUCACGAUCUGGCCGCUGACCGGUGCUGGAGUGGGAGAACCGUACUAUGUGGAGCGGUCAACGCUGAUGGGUGGAGUUCCAAGUACACCGACACUGAGCAUGCUUAGCCGUAACCAGACGCAUGUCAACAUCACGUGGACUAACUGGGAUCUCACAAACAGGCCAGCGUCCAUCUACUACGUGGUGUUCAAGAAAACCGGCGAGGAGGCGUGGCGCAAGACACCUGAGCAGUACACGCGGCACUGGAUCGAGGUUUUCCCACUGCAGCCGGGCACAUCCUACACAAUGCGCGUCGUUGGCGUCAACGACCAAUGGGAAGCAGCCAGCUUACCACUCGCCAUCAACACGCUUGGCUCGCGUAAGGACAUUGGCGACGACUCGACGAUAGCGAGCGUUGGAUCGGCGAGCUGGUUCAUCGGAAUGAUCAUCGCCUUAUUCCUGCUGCUCGCUGUCUUCAUUCUCAUGGUUCUGCUCAAGCGCCGCCGCGACGCACAGGAUGCCGAACGGCAAGUCAUGUUCCCUCCUGACAACAUGGAAUACCCGGCGGGGCGUACUGGAGGUCGAUACACGCCAGACCUUCAGCCCGGCUACACAACCCAUGCCUACCCGGUGUCGCGAAACCCGGACCCGCCGUCGUCGCGGCCAACACAAGAGCAGUCGUCGGUCGACAGCUCGGACGCGAAGCCGCCGAUAGAGAGCAGUGACGCCGACUCGUUUCACACGGACCACGGCGAGAGCGACGUGGUGCGCUUUAACGAGGACGGAUCGUUCGUCGGCCAGUACCAGCCGAAGAAGCGGCGGGCUCCGCCGGCCGUGCCCUCCGACUCCGCCGGUGGCGCCGCCGCGGGUGGCGGUGAUGAAGCCACGCAGCAGUCGUUCGACACGUUUGUGUAGUCGCCACCGCCGCCGCCGUGUCUCGUGAUGCAGACCACCGGUCAGCCACGCUCGGACGUCGGUCGCCGUCGGUCAGCGGUGCAAGAGUUGCCCCGCCGUCCGGGGUUGCUGAGACACCUUACACCAGACUCGCCCGUGCGUGCGUGAGUGCGCGUGGUGGUGGUGGGGUGGGGGGGGGUGUCUUGACCUGUGGUCUGAUGGUAACUCGGUGUCGAUAGCUGUUGUGGGCAAGUGGUGGUGGUGGCAGUGGUCGUAACAAUUAUUCACUUGUGCUGGAAUCUAGACUAGCUCUACGUGUAUGUUGUUAAUACUGUCACUUGAACUGGUGUCUUACAGCUCUCUCUCUCCCUCUCGCUCUCUUCCUCUCUCUCUCUCUUCCUCUCCCUCUCUCUCUCUCUUCUUCUC